This is a messenger RNA of Mesorhabditis spiculigera, 1416 nucleotides long. NCBI's taxonomy places the organism in Eukaryota, Metazoa, Nematoda, Chromadorea, Rhabditida, Rhabditidae. The record is from the annotation of a GenBank genome assembly.
AUGUUAAAAUCGGGUAACGAACAAAAGUCGUCCAAAAAGCUGAACCGGAAGCACUUUUUGCUUUCGAAAUUCUUCCCCCGCAAGUCGGCGAAGGUCAACUCGGAGAAGAAAGCAAAAGAGAAGGAGAAAGAAAAAGAGCAAGACAAUGACAUCUGGACGAAACGGCUCGCAACGACGUCGAUGCUCGAGCAACCGCCGUCUUCUCAAGAGCGCCAGCGCAAGGAUAAGGUCGCCCGCGGCGAUAAGUUCGAGCGGAUGAAGCUGAAGAAGGACACGCUGAUCGACAACGGCAGUAAUCGAUAUCGAGUUGUUCAUCUACUGGGCGCCGGCGGUUUCGGCGACGUCUACAAGGUGAGGCAGGAAGGGACGAGCAAGGAAUUUGCGAUGAAAACGGAGAUGAACGGCAUCGACAACCCGGAUUUCAUGCGCCUUUCCAUCGAAUUAGAGGUGCUGACUGCGUGCUCGGCUGUGAAAGAUCCAGGACGCAGAUUACGAUUCGUUCCGCUGAUCGACAAGGGAAAAGUUAAGCAAUUUAAGUACAUUAUCAUGGGCCUCGUCGCGCUGUCGUUGGACGACUUACGGCGCAAAUGCACCAGCGGAAACUUUAGCCCUUCAACGGCCCUUCAAGCCACCAUGCAAACGAUGCAGUCGAUCUGGGACCUGCAUGACAUCGGCUUCAUCCACCGUGACAUCAAGCCGGGGAAUUUUGCCUGCGGCAUCGGCAACUAUCAAUCCCUCAUCUACAUUCUCGACUUUGGCAUCAGCCGACGGUUUCGGCAACGGCCGAGCGGUGAAACAAAAGACCGAUUCUGGUGCAAAUUCAUCGGCACCGUGCGGUUCGCGUCGCGCAACUGCCACAGCAACAUGGAGCAGUCGCGGAAGGACGAUCUGGAGUCGUGGAUCUACAUGGCCGUCGAGCUGUUCGAUCUGUCGGCGCUCCCCUGGCGCAACAUCACCACCGACCGGCAACGCGUCAAGCAGCUCAAGUGCCAGUUCUUCCAGCUGACUUGUCCUCCCCGCGUCUUCGCCGCUUUUCCAUCCGAAUUCUCACGCAUCAUACAGUACGUCGACAAGCUGCAGUACUCCGACGGCGAGCUGAAGCGGAUCGCCGUCGAGCGCAAGAUCAACGUCGCCCUGCCGCUCGACUGGGCGGGCAAGCUGACCGACAAGUUGUUGGCCAGCCGCGCAUCGCCGGUGGAGCCCACGCCAUUGGCCAUUCGGCCUCAGAAGACGCAGGUCGACAUCGAGGAAACGUCGGAUGAGGAUGAGGAUCCGUUUGCCAACAAGCUGGAUGAACAAUCGACGAAUGCAGUCGGUGCCGCGUUCCGGAAAGCCCGAAUCGAAAGUAUCGCAAGGCCGCGCGCAUACAUGAUGACGGUGGCGCUGGUGCUGAUCAACGCGAAUCGAGAGACCCAC